This is a messenger RNA of Schizophyllum commune H4-8, 747 nucleotides long. RefSeq lists its product as uncharacterized. The transcript has a single exon. The record is from RefSeq and is a predicted model, not a curated record. The coding region runs from base 105 to 644 and encodes 179 amino acids. NCBI's taxonomy places the organism in Eukaryota, Fungi, Basidiomycota, Agaricomycetes, Agaricales, Schizophyllaceae.
CGGCCAUCUCGCUACUUUCCCCUACGCUACAGACGCUGGAACUGGCGAUAUUCAAUGCAACUGCAUACUGGAAAGAGAAGGCACACAUCAUCUGCCCGUUCGAAAUGCCCUGUCUGCGAACGAUAGUACUCAAGAUGGACAUGCACAAGCUGCUGCUAUACAUCACGGCUCCCCGACUCGCGACCGUCACCCUCGUUGGUGUUUUUUUGUGCGAAGGAGACCCUACGGAGUCUCUUUUGGAUCUCCUUUGGCGAUCACAGGCUCCCAACCGUUCGUUCGAACUACAGGAUCCAAUGAACGGGAGUGCGGAUAUGCUACUUGGCUGCCUCGAACGUAUGGAGGGCCUUCGUCGCAUGAAACUAGAGAAUGCGUCAAGCAAGGCAAAGAAACUAACGCGCAUGCUGCACGUACUAGAUCGACUCGCUUGCUCUGAAGAUCGGUUGCCCGUCCUUCCCGAGCUCAAGCCGCUCUGCCUGCAUAUGCGAGGCAAAAAGCUCAUGAAGACCGCACCAAGCGAGCUCAUAGAAUUAGUCAUCAGACUGAGAAGAUCGCGCGCCCAGCCUCGGACAUGCGCGGGGCGCGCUGUGGCAGUGAUGGAGGAUUUCGAGGCAAACAUGCAGGACCUUGCGAACAUGUCUUUUUAGGGCGCCAUGAUUCCGGAACCUCACCUUAACCAUGUCGUUGUAGUACAAGGUCCUUAUCCUGUAUACGUACAAGCUACUACAUAUGUUCUACGUCACGGCGCGU